This is a messenger RNA of Pipistrellus kuhlii (Kuhl's pipistrelle), 1376 nucleotides long. RefSeq lists its product as uncharacterized. Gene Ontology annotation, molecular function: methyltransferase activity. Bases 190 to 1173 code for a protein of 327 amino acids. NCBI's taxonomy places the organism in Eukaryota, Metazoa, Chordata, Mammalia, Chiroptera, Vespertilionidae. The transcript has 8 exons. The record is from RefSeq and is a predicted model, not a curated record.
AGGGAAAGGGACUAAGCUGAGCAAUACUUAAGGGGAACGGUGAGAGCGGAGGGUGCGCUCAAGUAUAGGAAUUCCUCGCGCCCCGGAGAACUGCAACCAGGGGGCGGGGCUUAGGGCGACGUAACAGCUGCCGGUCUCUGCGUGCGCGUGCGCUGUGCGCACCUUCCCAGCGUGGUGUUCUGCUGCAACAUGGAGUUCAGCUCCGCGCGGCAGGCAAUACUGCAACUACUCCGAACCGUGGCUCCGGCAGACCUCCCCGCUCUGCUCGAGUGGAUGCGAACUUCCCGAGAUUUUGAUGAGUUCACUCACGAUAAUAAUGACAGUAUGUUGAAAAGCAUAGCAGAAGAUCUUCGGAAUCUCUUACCUCUAGAAACUAUGCUUUCCUCCGAACAUCUAGCCCUCCAAAAAAUACAGCAGCAGCCAGAACCCACAGUUCAUGUGGAUGCAUUCCUUUAUGAUGAAGAUGUUAUUGAUUCAUUAUGUGAGGAAGGAAAAAUGAGCAGAAACUACUGUGUGGUGUGUGGCUCAUACCAGACAGCACCUUUAGGUCAGUAUUCAAGAUUUAUUUCUCAUUCCUUCUCUCUCGUGGAAUUGAAGUUCAUUUACCAUCAUGUGCUCCCUGAUCUUUCGGGAAAGCUCUUGGUUGACGUCGGCUCCAGGCUUGGCUCAGUCCUUUAUGGGGUAAAGUCCAGCUUACGGACAUACUCAGCAUUUGGAAAAUACUUUCCUGCUAACAACAGUUUUGCCUGCCACCAUCCAAGUUCAGCAUUGCAACUGUAUGGAGUAGAAUUGAAUGGAGACUUUUGCCAAUUGCAGGAAAUGAUCAUAAAAAAAUACCAGUUCACUGACAGAAUAAAGGUGCUUCAUGCAGACAUCUGUACCCAGGAUUCACUUCUGCAAAAUGCUGAUGUUGUUAUAAUGAAUAAUGUCUUCGAAUAUUUUCUUGAUGAGGCAGAACAGGCCAGAGCCUGGGAAUGUAUCAGCCAUAACGUAAGGAAGCAAGGCUCAUUAUUGGUGACAGUGCCAAGCCUUGAAGAGUCUCUCUCAGGUCUUCAGGUUAGUAUACAGUUAUCUUCCUGGGUUGAAGAGAUACCACUGAACUAUAAUGUAUAUCCAGAAAAGGAUACUAACAGGGAAGCUUUUGAACAAAUACAUUUGUAUAAGAUUCUCUAGCACUAAAAUAGUCCUAUCACAGUAUAAUGGUUUUUGAGUAUAUUACAAAAUAACGAAAAGAAACGUAACCCCAAUACCCUAACACAUAUUUUUGUGUAUAUUCCUUUCUAGUCUUUGUACAUAUGUUCACAUAUUUAUAAAUAGUUGCAUUUGUAUAUUUGCAACUUUGAUUUGUGUGAUAAUUUAAUAAAAAUACUUAUCUG